AUGCAUCUCUUGAUUCCAACACGCCCCAUGAACUUUCGUCGAUCACCUCCUCCAUCUCUCAAUGCGUCAAAGAUCACCUCCAAGUUCGUUAGUAUCUAUAGCAAGCUCCUCCUUGGUUUCUCCCCAAGUCAAAUAUGCCCUCAUCAAGACCAAGAUCGCUUCUUCUCCGACCUCUUGGACCUCAAGGUGGACCGUCCAUAUCUUGAAGGAGAGUUGAACAAGUUAUCGAAGGAGACGUGUUUAGGAAAAUUGAAGCCGUUCCUGAGUGCGCUCUUCAAAGUCUGCAUAAAACAUAUCCGAGAAGCAAGAAAUGAGGAUAUUAGGAAACUGAAUGCGAUAGAAACAGUGUACAUCGUCAUCUCUUGCGUCCUGUCCAAGAGCAUGACUGGGUGGGAGACCAUGGAAGUUCUGGCUGGCUCCGUUGCGCAAAGCGACACUGUCUUCUUGGGAUUUGCAGAAGUUCUUGAUACGAUCAUGGGCGACCCCGAAGCUCCUAGAACUGUUCGACACAAGGUCCUGCAGCUGGCUUUGAUGUAUAUGUGCAGAAGCUCUCAACUCAGCACUGGUGCCUACUUUCUCCGUCGGGAUUUCUUUUAUUCAGUGGCAUCGCUCGCUAAAGCCCCUGAGACAGAAGAAUUCACAUUUGAGGCCAUUUUAUUCCUCACCAUUCUUGCAAAUUUUCACAAAUCAGAUGCUGCCAAACUGAAUCCUUACCUGAAGCGGAUCCGUGAAACAACAGACGGGGACUUCAUGCGAAAACUCUGCUGGGCGUCGAACUUCGCGUUGGAGUCCUCCAUCAGAGCGUACCAAGACCUGGCUGACGAUGCAACUCCCCCCACUUUGACUUCAUCACUUGGCUCUGUCAUCACUCGGCUGCGCCCCGACCGCGCACUCUCUUUUAUGUCAACGGGACAGCCUCGCGAAAUGUUUAAGGACCUCCCUAUUGAAGCAAGCGUGGUUUUGCUACCCAUAUACGAAUUCUUGCGGCCAAAUCCCCUCUUUAUUACCGUCUUCCUUGAAGAUCUCGUUUCACCAUCACCGCCAAUAACGGAAAGUGUGGACACGGCGCCGCUUCCGUGUACAUUAAUAACUUUCACCUCAUACCUCUGUACCCAUGCGUCAUCUACGUCCUCCCCGAGAUCGAUAGCUUAUGCAAGCCUAUCUCUCAACAUUCUUCUUGCUCUUGUUGAAAAUGGCGUCUUCAUGGAGUUUUCUACGCAAACACAGGCUCCAGCUAUUCGAUUGUGCAGACAAAGGCUCCCCACUCUCACACCUCCUUUGCAGAGCCAAGCCCCUAUCUGUGCGAUUUUGGACUGUUGCGUUCUCUGGUUGCGCCACAAUCUCCACAAACGGCUACAGGUGACUUCUUACGUAAACUCUGUUUGGAUAUGCUACCGGGUCGUCUGGUUCCUGCAACACCGCCGCAUUCGUCUUAUCUACGACUGGACCGAACUGUGGAAUUCAAUAAUCACUCUUUUGGGGUUCCUUUCAUCAAAAUCCGAUGUAUUGAACGCCACAGGAGACAUCCAGCUGGUGGUAUUGGAGACGGUUCGAUUCCUCGAUUUCGCUCUGUGCACUUCGGAAUCCUACUUACCCUCUCCGCAUGCUGUGCACGAGUUCAUCUAUGAACUUGUCCGAUCCUCUUCUGUUCUGAAGAAACAGCAGGAGCUGCUGAAGUCUUUGGAGCCCCCGUUCAAUCGACCUGCCGUCGAGCUUUCCCUGGAAUUCUUAGCGCAUAUGAUGAUAACAACGGACUUCUACGGAGAGAAGAUCUCAGAGAUGAGUGCUGGGAUCGGGAUCGCGAAAGAUGCCAUGAAGACGGUGGCGGACGACAUCGAAGCAAACGGAAUACACGGCACGCGGGACAUGCGUGAUGCACCCACGCGCUCGCAGAAUUCCCCUAACUCAGCAUUCAUCUCCUACCUGGCUGAACUGUCUCCAGCCAUGGCAGCCUUGCGCUACGCCCUCGCGUUGGGGCGUUUGACUAGCUUACGGCCCUCUCGGACAUUCUUCCUUCACUUCCGGGGACUUGCCAGCCUCAAGCCGCCUUCAUCGCUCUUUGCCCCAUUGGACACCUUUUCAGAGCGCCACAUAGGUCCUGAUGAUGCGGAAACCUCGAAGAUGCUUUCCCAACUUGGCUACGAGUCAAUUGAAGCAUUUGUCGCCGAUACCGUUCCUCCGAAGGUCAGAGUGUCGACGCACUCCGUCAAUAACAAGUCCAUCCCCUCCUUCAGCGAGUCCCAGCUGCAUGCUCGGGCUAAAGAAUUGGCUGGGCUGAACAAGCCGUUCAAGAGUUAUAUCGGUAUGGGUUAUCAUUGUGCGGUCGUGCCUCCAGUCAUUCUCCGCAACGUUAUGGAAAAUCCGGCAUGGUACACUCCGUAUACGCCUUAUCAGCCUGAAAUUGCUCAAGGUCGUUUGGAAUCGCUCGUCAACUUCCAAACAAUGGUCGCGUCGCUUACGGCAAUGGAUAUCGCGAACGCUUCUCUCUUGGAUGAAGCUACCGCAGCAGCAGAAGGAAUGGUUAUGUCGUCCGUCUCUGCUCCUAAGAAAAAAACAUUUGUUGUAGACUCCGGUGUUGCUCCCCAGACCAUUGCCGUCCUUCACACUCGUGCAAAGGGAUUUGGGAUCAGGGUGGUCAUUGGUGACGCAAGUUCUGUGUUGGAAGACCCAAAAAUCCGUUCGGAUAUUUGUGGAGUCCUUGUUCAAUACCCGGAUGUCAACGGCAACAUCAAAGACUUCAGCCCCCUCGCACAGGCAACUCACACCCUAGGAGCCCUGGUCAUUUGCGCCACAGACCUGCUAUCCUUGACGAAGAUCAAGGCACCGGGCGAAUGGGGUGCAGACGUUGUUGUCGGAAACUCUGCGCGCUUCGGUGUUCCAGCCGGCUACGGAGGUCCACAUGCUGCCUUCUUCGCGGUCACAGACAGGCUCAAGCGCAAGAUGCCUGGACGACUCAUUGGCCGAAGCCGCGAUACUCAAGGCAACCCGGCUUACAGAUUGUCUCUUCAAACUCGAGAGCAACACAUUCGUCGAGAAAAAGCAACCAGCAACAUCUGCACAAGCCAGGCACUUCUAGCUAACAUGGCUGCUAUGUAUGCGGUUUAUCACGGUCCUGCUGGUCUUAAACGAAUCGCCACAAAAGUUCAUAAGUUCACUCAAGUUUUUAAAGCGGCUGUCGAGUCGAUUGGCUACAAGGCACUUAACGGAACGUUCUUCGACACUCUUACUCUCGAUGUAUCUGCCUUGGGUUCAGCCGAAGCGCUUCACGCGCAAGCCGCUGCCGCCGGCAUUAACCUCCGCCGCAUCGAUGACAAUCACGUCGGGGUUUCGUUCGAUGAAAGUGUCUCGCCGCAUGACCUGGUCAACUUGUUAAACGUCUUUACCACCUACGCCUCCGCCAAAGCCUUUAAGCUUUCUGAUCUUUCGGAACCUGAGUUUACAGUUAUUCCACCAGAGUUGCGGCGCACGUCGGAAUACCUACCGCACCCAGUCUUUAACAAGCAUCACUCCGAAACCGAGAUGUUACGCUACAUCCAUCAUCUCGCAGGGAAGGACCUCAGCCUCGUCCACAGCAUGAUUCCUCUAGGAAGCUGCACAAUGAAAUUGAACAGCACCAGCAGCAUGAUCCCUCUUACCUGGCCCGAAUUCAGCUCAGUCCAUCCUUUCGCUCCAUAUGACCAAGUCAAAGGAUAUCUCCAGAUGAUUAAAGAAUUGGAGGACGAUCUGUGCCGCAUCACUGGGUUCCAUGCUGCUUCAUUACAACCUAAUUCCGGUGCUGCUGGGGAGUAUACCGGACUUUGCGUCAUUCGCGCUUACCACGAGUCCCGCGGCGAGAGCCACCGUGAUGUCUGCUUGAUUCCUCUCAGCGCCCAUGGUACCAAUCCCGCUUCAGCUACCAUGGCUGGAUUGAAGGUAGUUUCCGUCAAGGUACACAACGACGGUAAUCUCGACCUCGAGGAUUUGCGCGCCAAAGCGGAGAAAUAUAAGGACAAUCUUGCUGCGUUCAUGAUCACUUACCCCUCAACUUUCGGUGUCUUUGAAGCUGGGGUCCUGGAUGCUUGUCAGAUCAUUCAUGACAAUGGCGGUCAAGUUUACCUUGACGGUGCCAAUCUCAAUGCGCAAAUCGGUCUUACGAAUCCUGCCACAUGUGGUGGCGAUGUUUGCCAUAUGAACUUGCACAAGACUUUCGCUAUUCCACAUGGCGGAGGUGGACCUGGUGUUGGACCCAUCUGUGUUGCUGAGCAUCUAGCCCCGUUCCUUCCGAGCCACCCUGCAAUGCCAGUGCGCGGAGAGCAAUCGAUCGAAGCAGUUUCAGCCGCGCCAUUCGGAAGUGCAUCCAUUAACCUCAUUUCAUGGGCAUACAUCAAGAUGUUGGGUGGGCAAGGACUUGUCGACUCGUCGAAGAUGGCCCUCCUCAAUGCUAAUUACAUGGCGAACCGUCUGCAAGGCCAUUACAACCUGCGGUACAAGAACGAGAACGGACGUGUUGCCCAUGAGCUCUUGAUCGAUCUGGCGGAAUUUGACAAAGCUGCCGGUCUCAAGGUCACGGAUUUCGCUAAACGACUCCAGGACUAUGGCUUCCACCCACCCACUUGUUCUUGGCCAAUUCAGACAUGUAUGCUCAUUGAGCCCACGGAAUCAGAAACCCUAGAAGAGUUAGACCGGUUCUGUGAUGCCAUGAUUGAGAUUCGCAAAGAAGCUGGAGAUAUCAUUUAUGGCAAGCAACCAAAAGACAACAAUCUUUUGAAAAAUGCUCCACAUACCAUAUCCGCCAUCGCCUCCUCGGAGUGGAACCGUCCGUACACUCGUGAACAGGCGGCAUACCCACUACCAUGGUUGCGCGAAAGGAAAUUCUGGCCGACAGUAUCACGAAUCGACGAUGCCUACGGUGACCUUAAUUUAAUCUGUGAUUGUCCUUCAGUAGAAGAGUUGGCGCAACAUUAG
Molecule: messenger RNA, 4944 nt
Organism: Cyclocybe aegerita
Lineage: Eukaryota; Fungi; Basidiomycota; Agaricomycetes; Agaricales; Hemipholiotaceae
Source: the annotation of a GenBank genome assembly